Rhodofomes roseus is the source of this 2877-nucleotide messenger RNA. RefSeq lists its product as uncharacterized. Bases 1 to 2877 code for a protein of 958 amino acids. Lineage: Eukaryota; Fungi; Basidiomycota; Agaricomycetes; Polyporales; Fomitopsidaceae. The record is from RefSeq and is a predicted model, not a curated record. The transcript has a single exon.
AUGCCUUCGACGACGUGGCUCUCGCGAUCCCAUUGGGACGCCCUGUCACCUAUUCGGCAGCUCCAGCACGCGUCGUCGUCGAAGAGUGCGCGCGUGCUCGGUGCCAGCACCCUCUCCUCGACGACCGCGCCUCGAGGCUACCCGACACCUCCUUCCGCCACUCCCCGCGACUCGCCAGCACUCGUCGCGCCCACUGCGCCCGUUCGGAGGCCCGUGGGAACCGCGAGAUCGCCCGAGCGCCCGAGCGCGUGGAACGCGCGGCCCUCAGCGCUCGACCAUCCCGUCGACUCGCGCAGCGAUCCCCCUCAGCCUCCUCAGCCUCUCUCGCACCCCGCCGCUUGCUCGACACGCCAACCGCGCUGCGAGGACGAGCGAUGGCUCCGCUCUCCUCGCAGCCAACAGGCCCUCGCCCACGCCGCGAGCGAAGACCAUCGCGCUGGCGCGCGCUCUCGACGCGAAGACGACCGACCGCCCCGCAGCGCGACGCGCAACGAGACGGCCCACGCCCACGCGCAACGCGACGCGGCGUCGACUCGCGAGGUCUCGCCGCGCCGGUACGAGGAGGCCCGGACGCGCGCGUUCCAUUCUGAACGCGAGCGCGAAGCCGCCGCGCAAACUGCGCGCACGAACCUCCCGGGGCACCGGACGGGGGCGCCACGCGCCGCGAGUACGAACCACCGCGGAGGACCGCAGGAGGAGCUGCCCGGAGAGGAGUCAGCCGGGCGAACGGCCGAGAGGAGACACGGCGGAGCGAGCAGGGAGGCUUCGGUGAGUACUACCCACAUCUACCUGCCUCCCCCACUCUCCUCUCCGCCCGCUCCACGCGCACGACCUGCGCGCCCGCUCUCGCUCGACCCGCGCGUCCCCGUCGAACGCGCCCGCCGCCCCUUGCCGUCGCCCGCUCCUCCGGCGCACCGCGCGCGUACCCCACCUGCCGACACAAUCCAUCCGACACACGGUCCUCGCGUCGGCGCGCCCUCGUCCGACGCGCUUCUGCGCUCGCGACGCCCUGUGGACGACGCGUCCCCGUCUUGCGGCGUUGCGCCUGCGCCCGCUUCGCACGCGCGCCCCCUCGCGCUCGAGGCUCCCCCGCCCGAGCUUCCGCCCACCUCCGGCGCUCUCUCGCCGCGCUCGCACGCCCGAGUCGUGGUACGCGCGCACCACGAACACGAAGCACUGGCUGCAGAAGCGGCGUGGAGGGCUCGCCUGGCGAGUUACUUGACGGAGCCCACCGCCGUCGUACAAGUCACGCCGACGCGUCUGUACGGGGCGGCCUCGCUCGCAUCCGCCCUCUUGCACGACACGCGCACGCUCGUGGAACGCGCGCGCGUGCUCCCUGACGACGUGCCCCUGCCGACGCGCGAUCCUCGAGCUGAUGCGCUUUCGUCCCGCGGCCUGGCGGCGCCCGCCUCUGCGUCCCUCCCUCGCCACUCGUCCAACAAGCGCGCGCCCAUUGAACACGCGCACGACGCUCCACCGCCCAAGCCACCCACGCGCACCCUCUCGCCGUGCUCGCAGGGGCGAGCCGAUGUGCACGCGUACUUCGCGGCUCAAGCCCAGGCGUUCGAGCAACGUCAACGAGAACGCGCUCUCGCGCAACAUGACAACUCGCCCGCUCGUCCUUUCCCGCUCAACGCUCCAUUGCCCGAGCGUCCGUCCGCCGACGACGCUCUCUCACCGCGCUCGCGCGCGCGAGUCGAGGUACGCGCGCACCACGAGCGCAAGAACCAAGCCGCCGAGGCAGCUUGGAGAGCGCAUCAAGCAAGGUGGUCACCGGAUCGUUGGCCAAACACGCCCGUCCCUCCAACAACGGCGCUCCCGCGUGCGCACCGCGCGCCCGUCCCUCCGGCCGACGCGCCCCAGCCGACGCGCAAUCCUCGCACUGGCGCGCCCUCGUUCCGCGGCCCUACCACUGCGCCUACGAUGCACGCGCCCCGCGAACGCGACGUGCCUGCCUCCCGCAGCUCCGCGCGUUUGGCCGCGACUUCUCGCCCCGGUUCCUCGACCACCCGCGAGACGUCAAUCUCGAGCGCCCUACGGGAGGGCUGCCGAGCUGUGCCAGCUCAACAUGCGCUCGGUAGCCUCUCCUUAUCCCCCACCUCAGCACGCAAGGGUGAGCAAGCCCACACUUACGCCCUCUCCCUCGACGUGUCCGGCUCCACCUCGACUCGCAGACCAGCGCCUGCAAUCGACGCGCACGCUCCCUCCAAACACGCCCAUCACCCUCCGGCGCCCACGCGCUCGUGCUCGCGCCCUUCCUUGCACUCGCUUUCGAACGGCGUACAAACCGCUGCGUCCAACCGGCCUGCGCGCAUGUGCACACUCCCUCCGAUUGACUGCGGGGACGAGCGAUCCUUCCGCUCUCCUCACGGUCGGCCGGCCCCGACUGAUGCGACACGCGAGGAUCUCUGCGCCCGCGCCCAGCGUGAAGUUGCUCAACCUUCAGGUGAAGCUUCUCGCGAGACGCGCUCCUCCGGCGCGCCGCGCCAGAACCGGCCCAAUGACAACACUACGCCGCGCGAACAUUGGCCAGCCCCGGCGCGCACGGGCCAAGAGUUCGAAGCCAGCUUGCGAUCCGUGCAGGCGAGCACGUCGAUUCACCCGAGCAGCGCACUCCCCGUGGCGAGUACUAACCGCCAUGACGGUUUGCGUGGGAGACACUCCCCUCCCUCGCCAUCGAUGCCGGGUAUGCUCGAUGCCUGCCCACCCUCCGCUUGUUCGCCCUCGGUCUCGACGGACAUGCGCAGCUCCGCGCCUUCCCAAGCAAUCAGCCUACCCGCCGACACGGAAUCCUCUGGUCUCCCUCCGCAAUGCGAAAACCUCGCGCGGUUCUGGAGUAGUUUCCUGCGGAAACCUCAGGCUCUGGCAAGUGUGUGA